UGAAAAGUUAAGUUGGUCAGAGAGGCAGACGCGCUGCAGUGAAGACAAGUCUCCGUGUUUCUGAGAGAAAAGUCAAAGUGACGUCAUCAGGUGUUCCUCAGCAACACAGCAGAGUCUCUUGAGAACACAGACAUGGCUUCUGCAAACUAUGGUCCAUCUGAAGAUCAGUUCCUGUGCUCCAUCUGUCUGGAUGUGUUCACUGAUCCAGUCACCACACCAUGUGGACACAACUUCUGCAUGAACUGCAUCAAUGAACACUGGAACACCAGCAACCAGAACCUGUGUCCAAUGUGUAAGAAGGACUUCACCACCAGACCUGAUUUGAGGGUCAACACCUUCAUCUCUGAGAUGGUUGUUCAGUUCAGACAGUCCACUCAGCAGAAAGCCAGCAGCAGCAGCUCAGAGCAACAAGAGUCCAAACCAGGAGAAGUUCCCUGUGACGUCUGCACUGGAACCAAAGUGAAGGCCCUCAAGUCCUGCCUGGUGUGUCUGGUCUCCUACUGUGAGACUCACCUGGAGCCUCAUCUGACUAUGUCAGGUCUGAAGAGACAUCAGCUGAUGGACCCUGUGGAGAACCUGGAAGGCAGGAUGUGUACGAAGCACGAUAAACCUCUGGAGCUGUUCUGUAAGAGCGACCAGACGUGUGUCUGCAUGCUCUGCACUGUUUUAGACCACAAGAUGCAUGAUGUUGUUCCUCUGGAAGAAGAAUAUGAAGAAAAGAAGGUCCAGCUGAAGAAGACAGAGGCUGAAAUUCAGCAGAUGAUCAAGAAGAGAAGACUGAAGAUUCAGGAGAUCAAACACUCGGUGGACCUCAGUGAGAAAGAUGCAGGCAGAGAGAAAGCAGAAGGUGUUCAGGUCUUCAGUGAUCUAAUGGAAUCUGUUAGAAGAGGCUUGAAGGAACUCCUCAAAACAAUAGAAAAGAAGCAGGAAACCACAAAGAAACAGGCUGAAGCUUUCAUCAGAGAGCUGGACCAGGAAAUCUCUGAGCUGAUGAAGAGGAGCGCUGAGGUGGAGCAGCUCUCUCUCUCUGAAGACCACCUCCAUCUUCUCCAGUCCUUAAAAAUCCAUCAGCUACCACCCACCAAGGACUGGACAGAGGUCAGUAUUUGUCCUUCAUAUGAGUGGACUGUGGAGAGAGCUGUGUCUCAUCUGGAGGAGACACUCAGUGAAAAGAUGAAGAAGGUGUUUGCUGAGCUGAAGAUGGUCCAGAUGUUUGCAGUGGAUGUGACUCUUGAUCCUGAGAGGAAACUCAUCCUGUCUGAUGAUGGGAAACAAGUGAAACAUGGUGAUGUGAAGAAGAAUCUCCCAAACAACCCAAAGAGAUUUUCUAGUUGGUUCUGUGUUUUAACAAAGCAGAGUUUCUCUUCAGGCAGAUUCUACUUUGAGGUUCAGGUUGAAGGAAAGACUGAGUGGUAUUUAGGAGUGAUCAGAGAGUCUGUCACCAGAAAAGCAUUCAGCUCAUGGAGUCCUCAGAAUGGUUACUGGAUUCUAUGUUUGGAAAACGGAAAUGAAUACAAAGCUCUUGAUGAUCCUCCAGUUGUUCUCUCUGUGAAGUCUGGUCUUCAGAAGGUGGGGGUGUUUGUGGACUAUGAGGAGGGUUUGGUCUCCUUUUAUGACGUAGAAGCUGCAGCUCUCAUCUUCUCCUUCACUGGCUGCUCCUUCACUGAGAAACUCUUCCCGUACUUCUGUCCUGGUCAUAAUUACAAAGGUAGAAACUCUGCUCCUCUGAUCAUCUCUCCUGUCGGAGUGAACUACAUGGCUUCUGCAAACUAUGGUCCAUCUGAAGAUCAGUUCCUGUGCUCCAUCUGUCUGGAUGUGUUCACUGAUCCAGUCUCCACAUCAUGUGGACACAACUUCUGCAUGAACUGCAUCAAUGAACACUGGAACACCAGCGACCAGAACCUGUGUCCAAUGUGUAAGAAGGACUUCACCACCAGACCUGUUUUGAGGGUCAACACAAUGUUCUCUGAGAUGGUUGUUCAGUUCAGACAGUCCACUCAGCAGAAAGCCAGCAGCAGCAGCUCAGAGCAACAAGAGUCCAAACCAGGAGAAGUUCCCUGUGACGUCUGCACUGGAACCAAAGUGAAGGCCCUCAAGUCCUGCCUGGUGUGUCUGGCCUCCUACUGUGAGACUCACCUGGAGCCUCAUCUGACAGCUUCACGCCUGAAGAGACAUCAGCUGAUGGACCCUGUGGAGAACCUGGAAGGCAGGAUGUGUACGAAGCACGAUAAACCUCUGGAGCUGUUCUGUAAGAGCGACCAGACGUGUGUCUGCAUGCUCUGCACUGUUUUAGACCACAAGAUGCAUGAUGUUGUUCCUCUGAAAGAAGAAUAUGAAGAAAAGAAGGUCGAGCUGAAGAAGACAGAGACUGAAAUUCAGCAGAUGAUCCAGAAGAGAAGACUGAAGAUUCAGGAGAUCAAACACUCGGUGGACCUCAGUGAGGAAGAUGCAGGCAGAGAGAAAGCAGAAGGUGUUCAGGUCUUCACUGAUCUGAUGGAGUCUGUUGGAAGAGGCUUGAAGGAGCUCCUCAAAACAAUAGAAGAGAAGCAGGAAACCACAAAGAAACAGGCUGAAGCUUUCAUCAGAGAGCUGGACCAGGAAAUCUCUGAGCUGAUGAAGAGGAGCGCUGAGGUGGAGCAGCUCUCUCUCUCUGAAGACCACCUCCAUCUUCUCCAGUCCUUAAACAUCCAUCAGCCACCACCCACCAAGGACUGGACAGAGGUCAGUGUUUGUCCUUCAUAUGAGGGGACUGUGGUGAGAGCUGUGUCUCAGCUGAAGGAGACACUCAGUGAAAAGAUGAAGAAGUGGUUUACUGAGCUGAAGAGGGUCCAGAUGUUUGCAGUGGAUGUGACUCUUGAUCCUGAAACAGCUUAUCCUUAUCUCAUCCUGUCUGAUGAUGGGAAACAAGUGAAACUUGGUAAUGUGAAGAAGAAUCUCCCAAACAACCCAAAGAGAUUUUAUAAUGGGUUUUGUGUUUUAACAAAGCAGAGUUUCUCUUCAGGCAGAUUUUACUUUGAGGUUCAGGUUGAAGGAAAGACUCAGUGGUAUUUAGGAGUGAUCAGAGAGUCUGUCAACAGGGAGGGAAACACCUCACUGAGUCCUCAGACUGGUUACUGGGUUACAUGUUUGCUUAAUGGAAAUAUAUACAAAGCUCUUGAUGAUCCUCCAGUUGAUCUCUCUGUGAAGUCUGGUCCUCAGAAGGUGGGGGUGUUAGUGGACUAUGAUGAGGGUGUGGUCUCCUUUUAUGACGUAGAAGCUGCAGCUCUCAUCUACUCCUUCACUGGCUGCUCCUUCACUGAGAAACUCUUCCCGUUCUUUGAUCCUGGUCAUAAUUACAAAGGUAGAAACUCUGCUCCUCUGAUCAUCUCUCCUGUCAAAGUAAAAGUGAUGAUUUCAUUAAUUAAAGGGAAUAAAUGUACAUUUUUUGUAUGAAUACUGUUUGUUUUUCUAUUAUUUUCAUGAUCCUUAUGGAGAAUUUCUAUUUCAACCUUUUGAAUCCAGACUUUUUUAUUUUCACUAAAUAUCCAAAGCUGAAACUUUGACUUUAAAUGAAUUAGAAAAACAAAUCAUAUCUGAUGUCUAUCAUAUUGUCAUAUUAUAUUUUUCAUUAUGUCCACAGGAUACACUUUGUUAUUGUUAAACUGCAUAAAAGGUCAAUGGACAAAGUGAGUUAAUAAUAUAGAAUCAAAUGUUUCUUGGUGAGAAAAGUGGUUUGAAUAAUUAAAGACCACUUUGUGAAUAUUUGUAAGAUGACUUAAAACAAAGAUUGUUUAAUUUGAUUUUGUUGAUGAACAAGUUACUUUUGCCUUAUAAAUAACUUGAGAAUCAAACACUGCUCUCGUCGGGGCUCUUACUUUGUCAGCUUGGAAUCGUUUGUGCCGACAAAACUGUCUUUGUUUGUUCUCCAAAAGUUCUGCUUCCUUAACGUUUCAAUUUCAUAACAACAUCCAAGGGAGUAAAAGUUCUCUUUAAUUCUUUGAAUCUUCAGACUCGCCAAAUGAGUCCUGGUUUCUUUGCUGGUCAGACUCCUGUCGUCUCUCGUUCAGAUUGUCCAAGCAUUUCGAGAUGUUCAUUGAUGGGGCUCUAGUUGGU
Molecule: messenger RNA, 4092 nt
Organism: Pungitius pungitius (ninespine stickleback)
Lineage: Eukaryota; Metazoa; Chordata; Actinopteri; Perciformes; Gasterosteidae
Molecular function (GO): protein binding; zinc ion binding
Source: RefSeq, a predicted model, not a curated record